AUGGCUAAAGAUGCGAAAAAGCGCUUGCUUGAAUAUAAUAAGCUGAGGGAAUCGAGAUGCUUGAUAGAAGGAAAUAAUGAAACUUGUUGGCUCAGGCCCCAGAAAAAACAUUAUCCUCAAAGUAAUCGAGCUUCAGUAGAGAACUACAAGGAAGAAAAAAAGGAGUAUGACAGUGGCAGGACAUCCUGGAUAAAAAUAACUCCUCUUAAUAAAGAAAAACGGCAUUUUCCUGAAAAAAACAAUGCAAUUUUUGGAUGA
This is a messenger RNA of Thamnophis elegans (Western terrestrial garter snake), 258 nucleotides long. RefSeq names its product spermatogenesis associated 45 (gene SPATA45). The record is from RefSeq and is a predicted model, not a curated record. NCBI's taxonomy places the organism in Eukaryota, Metazoa, Chordata, Lepidosauria, Squamata, Natricidae. Bases 1 to 258 code for a protein of 85 amino acids. The transcript is spliced from 2 exons.